AUGGCGAAGAAAGCAAAUGCCCUUGAAGGGCACGUCAGUGGCCAAGCCAACAAACCAAUGUCGAAACCCGCACACAGUCUCACACUCCAACAAGUCGUUGACGAAUUGAAGACCGAAGAGUGGUCUGGUCUCUCAGAUGCAGAGGCCAAGCGCCGUGUGGAGGAGUAUGGCUCCAACGAACUCGGAGAAGCUGAGAGCGUAUCUCCAAUCAAGAUUCUCAUCGCUCAAGUCGCCAACGCCAUGACCUUGGUUUUGAUUCUCGCCAUGGCUGUCAGUUUCGGUAUCAAAUCGUGGAUCGAAGGUGGCGUCGUCGCCUUCGUUAUUGGCCUCAACAUCGUCGUCGGUUUCUUCCAGGAGUGGUCGGCCGAAAAGACCAUGGACUCCCUGCGCAAUCUCAGUUCGCCUACUGCACGCUUGAUUCGAAGUGGCCAACAGGUCACUGUCCCAUCGGCUGAAGUCGUACCCGGCGAUGUCAUCGAAGUCAAGGUCGGAGACACCAUUCCCGCUGAUAUGAGAGUAUUUGAAGCCGUCAACUUUGAGACUGAUGAAGCGUUGCUCACCGGAGAAUCCCUCCCCGUCCGCAAACAAGAAGAUGCCACUUUCGACGAAAAGACUGGUCCUGGAGACCGUCUCAACGUCGCCUACAGUUCGUCCAGCGUCACCAAAGGUCGCGCUAAGGGCAUUGGUGCGGAGGUUCAACGUACUUCGGUUGAGUCUGAGCUUGUUUUCCGUGGUUUGAUCGGUCUUUACGAUCCUCCUCGUCCUGAGUCCGCUGUCGCUGUACGCCAGUGCCACGAAGCUGGUAUUGAGGUCCAUAUGUUGACUGGAGAUCACCCCGAAACCGCGAAGGCCAUUGCGAUCGAAGUCGGCAUCCUCCCCUCUCCAGACCGCUACCGCAAGAUCUCCGGCGACAUCGCCAGAUCCCUCGUAAUGACCGCCUCUGAAUUCGACGAGCUCACCGAUGACCAAGUCGACGAACUCGCCGUCUUGCCCCUCGUCGUCGCCCGCUGUGCCCCCAGCACAAAAGUCCGUAUGAUUGAAGCUCUCCACCGCCGCGGCCGCUUCUGCGCCAUGACUGGUGACGGUGUAAACGACUCCCCCUCUCUCAAGCGUGCCGACGUCGGUAUCGCCAUGGGUCAAGCUGGAUCCGACGUAGCAAAGGAAGCAUCCGAUAUCGUUCUCACAGACGACAACUUUGCCUCUAUCCUCGCUGCUAUUGAAGAAGGUCGUCGUAUCUUUGACAACAUUCAAAAAUUCGUGCUUCACGUGCUCGCAGAGAACGUGGCACAAGCCGGUACUCUCCUUGUCGGUCUCGCGUUCAAAGACCGUACCGGUCUCUCUGUCUUCCCUCUUGCUCCCGUACAAGUCGUCUGGAUCAUCAUGGCUACCUCCGGUCUUCCCGAUAUGGGUCUCGGAUUUGAGCGCGCUGUCCCCGAUAUUUUGAACCGACCGCCCCAAUCCCUCAAGACGGGUAUCUUCACGCUAGAGUUCCUCGUCGACAUGAUCGUAUACGGUCUCUGGAUCACACUCCUCUGUCUCGCCAGUUUCGUGCUCGUAGUCUUUGGUUUUGGCGACGGAGAACUCGGCCAGGGCUGCAACGAAACCUACUCAGAGUCCUGUGAACUGGUAUUCCGAGCCCGCGCCUGCACAUUUGCUUGUUUGACGUGGUUUGCCCUGUUUUUGGCAUGGGAAAUGAUCGAUAUGCGCCGAUCCUUCUUCCGCAUGCAACCCGGUAGCAAACGCUACUUCACGCAAUGGAUGAUUGACGUGUGGAGGAACCAGUUCUUGUUCUGGGCGGUCAUGAUUGGCUUUGUUACGCUGUUCCCGCUCAUCUAUAUCCCGGUGCUCAACACAGUUGUGUUCAAGCAUGCGCCCAUCGACUGGGAGUGGGGUAUCGUGUUCAUCGAGAGUGGAAUCUUCUUUGCCGGUAUCGAGUCCUGGAAGUGGUGCAAGCGUGUUUACUUCCGUCGUAAGGCGGCAAAGAACGGCACUGGCAAGGUGGACAAGAACAUGGAGAUUGAGGACCGUGUGUUUGGAAGGUAUUACAGUAGUAACUCUUCCACCGCGGGUACCGAGGAUAUGCAAGAGAAGGAUAAGGCUUAG
This is a messenger RNA of Pyrenophora tritici-repentis Pt-1C-BFP, 2103 nucleotides long. NCBI's taxonomy places the organism in Eukaryota, Fungi, Ascomycota, Dothideomycetes, Pleosporales, Pleosporaceae. The record is from RefSeq and is a predicted model, not a curated record.